Molecule: messenger RNA, 3868 nt
Organism: Mytilus trossulus (common blue mussel)
Lineage: Eukaryota; Metazoa; Mollusca; Bivalvia; Mytilida; Mytilidae
Exons: 28
Coding region: 116-3868 (1250 amino acids)
Biological process (GO): protein dephosphorylation
Molecular function (GO): protein tyrosine phosphatase activity
Source: RefSeq, a predicted model, not a curated record
GUAAGACAACACACACAUAUAUAAUACAAACUUCGACCUUGUACAUCCACACUUACAAAUUUGAAUUUCAUUACUUAACAUAGUAGUAACAAUUGCGAAUAGAAAAACACUUCAGAUGAUUGUGCCACUGAAACUAUUGGUAUUUAUGGUAGAGUUUUUUAUUUUGAAAGUUACAGCACAAAUAAACCUUGCUCUAGAAGGACAGGUGAAGCAAAGUUCAACAUACGAGACGUUCGGUCCAGAGUUGGCCAUUGAAGGACCAGCCAAUAAUGACUGGAAUGAUGGGUGCUCAUCUACAAAUACGUGGCAAAAGACGGCAUGGUGGCGAUCACGACUACCAGAACUAGUCUACGUGACAAAUAUUGAGUUAUAUUAUCGUAACAGAGCAGACCGUAUGAAAGACUUUCGUUUGAUUCUAUCAAAUCGCAGCGUUUAUGAUCGCGAUGUUUUUCGUUGCUACACAGAUUUGGGUAUAGCUGGAUAUCCUGACGUUACCCAGAAUAUCGAUUGCAACACCCUCACGAAAAAUAUUUAUUUCUUCAACAGAAGAUCCUCUACUCCAGGUGGUGAAGGUGCUUUCGUAGAAUUAUGCUAUAUAGCAAUAUAUGGAUGUUGGAAAGGUACAUGGGGAAUAAAUUGUACAAAUUCUUGUCCUGCUAACUGUAUAGACCAUCACUGUUACCCUGGUAAUGGUUCUUGUAUUUGGGGAUGUGAUUCCCGCAACUGUCUCCAUGACAAGUGUGAUACAAACACAGGUGUUUGCAGCGAUGGAUGUAAAGCUGGACAUGUUGGACAGAACUGUAAUAAUGAGUUUUAUAAUAUUGCUUCUAAUGGGACGGCGACUGAAAAUCCCCAGAGCAUAAGUCACCCAGCUUAUCUUUCCAUUGAUGGGAAACGGACGGGUAGCUGUUCAAUGUUAUCUGGACCCAACUCAUAUCUACAGAUUGACAUGGGGUUUACGAGUAUCAUAACCAUGAUUUAUCUGACUUUAAAUGAUACAGGGUCUGCACCAUUAACCGUUGAUACCCAUUCAGUUUAUUGUACAAACACAAGUGACGACUGGAAAGAGUCAAUAGUAUUAUACCAUGGUGAACGUCCAACGAAAGAUAUUCACGUAUCUGCUGUAUGCAGAUAUGUUAUAUAUGUACCGCAUUCAAUAAGUGGAAUUUCGGAAGUCGAUUUGUGUGAAAUAGAAAUUGGUGGUUGUCCUUUUGGAAAAUAUGGAGUAAACUGUGAAAUGAACUGUUCAGAAAACUGCAUAUUAGGAUCUUGUAAUUUAGUUAAUGGAAAUUGCACACAUGGUUGUGUUGAUGGCUGGUUUGGUGAAAGGUGCAACGAACCCUGUUAUACAGGUUUUUAUGGAAAUCAAUGUAUGCACACAUGUUCACAGCACUGUUUCUUGCCUCCUUGUCACCAUGUGACGGGGCAAUGUAGUGGAGGAUGCACACACGGGUGGACAGCUGAAGACUGCUUUAAAGAAUGCAGUCCUGGUUAUUUUGGUAGAAAUUGCUCGGAGUCAUGUGAUGGGUGCUUAUCGAACACGUGUGACCGUUUUGACGGCUUUUGCAAUGUCAAGGACAAAUGUAAAGCAGGGUACAUAAACUACCCUAAAUGUAAUCAAUCUUGUGCUUACUGGUUCUAUGGUGAAAACUGUUCAAAUAAGUGCAACUGUCUAUCCGAGCCUUGUAAUAAAUCUACUGGAAUGUGUCAUGGUGGGAAAUGUGACAGAGGAUGGUCUGGUGAAUCUUGUAAUAAAGAAUGCAGCGAAGGAUAUUUUGGCUACAAUUGUAUUGGUUACUGCAACAACUGCUUAAAUACAUCCUGUGAAAUAUAUGGAGGGAAUUGCACACACGGAAGCAAGCAAACAGAAUUUCAGUCUAUAGAAGAACCAGGACCUGUUACACUUAUUAUAGGAGGAAUUUGUGCUGCAAUAUUCAUGGUGUUUCUUGCAAUCAUUUUGUUUAUCGUUUACAGGCGGUUUUCUAGAUCGCAAAAACACAGAAACCAUCACAGCAUGGAAGAGGACAAAAAGACUCGAUCAGCUUUAACUGAUCAAAGUGCAAUGUAUGAAAACGUGACAGGCGACUUUGCAAGUUCAGAAAAUAUACAACUUUCGUUUGAAGAAAAACAUGAUAGAAAAAUCCGAACAUGUGGUAUAAGUUCUAAUGAUCUACCAGAUGAAGAGGAAGAGGGGAAUGUCAAUGUAUAUGGCAAUGUUAUGUCAGAAGAUGAUAUGUGUCAGCACAAAAUUCAAAUUGAGAACCUGUCUAAUGUGAUACAUGAAAAGCGUAAAGAUAAUGGCUUUGAAAAGGAAUAUCGGAUGUUCCCAAAAGGUCUAAUUCAUACUCAUGUUGAGGGAUCAAAAGAAGAAAAUAAAGCUAAAAAUCGAUUUUUGACGACAUGGCCAUAUGACCACUCCAGAGUAGUUUUGAAAGGAGAUACAAAAUAUGAUUAUAUAAAUGCAAACUACAUCGACAGCUAUUAUAAAGAGAAGGCGUACAUUGCUACUCAAGGUCCAAAAAGAAAUACAGUGAGAGAUUUUUGGCACAUGAUAUGGCAGGAAAAUGUUGUAAAAAUAGUGAUGGUUACCCAAUUGGAGGAAGAAGGAAAAAAAAAAUGUGACCAGUAUUGGCCACAGACAAUUAACAAGCCAUUGAUAGUAGGCAACUUUGUAUUGACAAUGGAAGUAGAAAAGGAGCACUCUGUAUAUUUGUACAGAAAGAUAAACGUUAAGCACAAAUUGGAAAAACAAGAACGAAGGGUUCAUCAUUUUCAUUUUAUCCAAUGGCCUGACCAUGGUGUUCCAGACAGUAUAAAGCUGGUGGAUUUCUAUAGAGCAGUCACGAAUAUUAGCUGUGAUCAGCCUGGACCACUUCUCGUACACUGCAGUGCAGGCAUUGGCAGAACGGGUACAUUCAUUGCUAUAAAUUCUUUAUACGAGCAUGGCAAAUCAGUUGGUUAUAUUGAUGUCAAGGAAUAUGUACAGAUUAUGCGGAAGAACAGAAUGAAUAUGAUUCAAACAUUUGAACAAUACGAGGCUGUGUUUGAAACAUUACAAGAAUUGUUUACCGUGCCAAACACGUCUAUUCAAGUAAAUGAUUUCUGUAGUUACGUUCAAGAACAAGAAAAUACAAAAGUCCCGCAAAACCAAAAGACGUAUAGAUUAGAAUUUCAGAGGUUGCAAAGUCUUCGUCCAUCAUAUUCUUCGGAACAUUUCACAUCUUCAAUACUUGAUGAUAACAUGUCAAAGAAUGCAGUGAAUUCUAUUUUACCACAUGAUGACUUUAGGCCAUAUCUCAUGUCAUUUGGUAAACACAAAAGCAAUUACAUCAAUGCAGUUAUAAUACCAGGAUAUUCAGUACAUGGAAACUUUUUGGUAACCCAAUGUCCAUUAAAAGAAACUGUGGUUGAUUUCUGGACAAUGGUGUAUGAUCAUGACUCCAGUAUUGUUGUUUUAUUGGAUACACUUAAUGAAGAUGCUCCAUUAUGGUCGAACACAGACAAAACACUGGAGUUUGAAAAGUUUGAUAUUGAGCUUGAUAAUGAUAAGACGCCGAGAGAAGUUCAACUUGCCAUAGUACAUCGAGCGAAUAAACCAGAUAAAAGAUCUAUACAUGUGUUUUUGGCAAAAGAGUAUGAAAGAGGCAACUCUUCGCUAUCUUCUACAGCUGACAUGAUGACACUGAUGCAAAGAGUUAUUGAUCAACGAAAACAUCACACAUUUGUUGUUUAUUUAACGUUCACUGUCAUAUAUUACAUGUAUGUUAAGGACGAUGGCAGCUGCUGUAUUUAUAUUAUAUCACAUUGGUCUGGGGAAAACAAUGUACACCAUGGCCGAAACAGAUUGACAACAUUUACAAUUAUCUAA